AUGGUUAAGACUAGAGACCAAAAGGCGUACACCAGAGAGGAUAUCAGCAACCUUGUGAACAACAAGGGCAGAAGUAUCCUCAUCUUUGAAGGCAAGGUGUACGACUCCACAGAUUUCAACAAAACUCAUCCUGGAGGUGCUAAAUUUAUUGAGGAUUUCAUUGGGAAAGAUAUCACUGAAGUCUUCUAUGAGGAAGAGCACACCAAAGUUGCCAGGAGGAUGUUACAUGACAUGCUCAUUGGCACAUUGGAAAACCAAUCUGAAGACCAGGAUUCACAAGAUACCCAUCAUGAUAGUUUCGAUGAGACUGAGUUAGAAGAUGAUCAAUGGAAGAAGAAAAUUGACCCAAGUAAAGGAACUGUCUGGCAGGUGUUCACUACAGUCAGCAACGAAGAUUAUUUGGAUUUAAUUAAUAGUCCAAAGCAUUUAGCACCAGACGAAGAGCAUGUUAUGUUUGAGAACUGGUUCCUUGAUUUCGUCUCUCAUAUCCCCUGGUAUCAAGUAUUACUUUUCUGGGGUCCCUUUGGAGCAUACCAGACAUACAAUGGCUACAUGGCAAAUGAUUUCUGGACUUUCAUAAUAUUCUAUCUGCUAGGAUUCCUCUUCUUCACAUUGAGCGAGUAUUGACUGCAUCGGUUCAUCUUCCAUAUGGAGAAGUUCUUGGUUAUGAAUCGGUAUCUGAGGGCUCUGCAUUUCACUUUCCACGGAGUGCACCACAUGUUCCCUCUUGACAAGGAUAGGCUGCUCUUGCCUGUACCAAUUGCUUUGAUAAUCUGGUAUUCCAUUAAAGUUUGUGUACAGAUAUUCAUCCCAGAGAAUCCAAUGAUUGCCUUUGCAGCCUCAGCGACACUUGGAUAUUUGAAUUACGACUUGACGCAUUAUUACCUCCACCAUCAUGCUCCAAUGACUGGGUAUAAGUUCUUAAAGAGAUACCACAUGUUCCAUCACUACAAAGACCCAGAUAAUGGCUAUGGGGUGUCUACACCUCUCUGGGACUACGUAUUCGGGACUACUUUAGAUAUGACUAAAAACCACCAGAAGAAGAGAGCGUAAUAUAUUUCUUAAUUCA
This is a messenger RNA of Moneuplotes crassus, 1069 nucleotides long. NCBI's taxonomy places the organism in Eukaryota, Ciliophora, Spirotrichea, Euplotida, Euplotidae. The record is from the annotation of a GenBank genome assembly.